GGUUUUUAAUCUGAGAUCACUCUGUUCUUCAAUUGUUUCAUUGCUGUAGAACAGAGCUGACUCAUCCACAGCCUGCAGCAGAGCUCCUUGUACUCUGUGGCACCAUCAGCCAGCAGCAUCCAGAGCUCAGAGAUCUUGCAGAAAGGAUGGAGACAGUCCAGGAGGUUUCACAAGACACGGAAAAGGCUUUGUGUGGAGAGGUCUGAAGUAACAUUUUCCCGUUCUUCCUUCCUCACACAGCUCUCCAUGCCCAGCAGAUGCCAAUGGCAGCUCCAGCAGUGAGUUCCUGCUCCUGGCGCUGGCAGCUGCAGCUCCUGCACUUCUGGCUCUUGCUGGGCAUCUGCCUGGCCGCCCUCCUGGGCAGCGGCCUCAUCAGCACAGCCGCAGCCCUGGACCACCGCCUGCACACCCCAUGUGCUUCUUCCUCCUCAGCCUCGCCCUCCUCGCCCUGGGCUGCAUCUCCACCACUCUGCCCAAAGCCGUGGCCAAUGCCCUCUGGGACACCAGGGCCAUCUCCUGCUCAGGAUGUGCUGCACAGACCUUUUCCUUUCUUCACCUCAGCAGAGUACUGCAUUCUCACCAUCGUGUCCUAUGACCGCUAUGUUGCCAUCUGCAAGCCCCUGCACUACGGGACCCUGAUGGACAGCAGAGCUUGUGCCACCAUGGCAGCAGCCGCCUGGGGCACUGGGCUUCUCUAUUGCCCGCUGCACACUGCCAGUACAUUCAUGCUGCCUCUCUGCAAAGGCAAUGCCAUCAACCAGUUUUUCUGUGAAACCCCCCAGAUCCUCAAGCUCUCCUGCUCACAGUCCUACCUCAGGGAAGCUGGGCGUUUGUAUUUUGUGCCCCCUUGGCGCUUGGUUGCUUUGUAUUCCUUGUGCUGUCCUAUGUGCAGAUCUUCAGGGCUGUGCUGAGGAUGCCCUCUGAGCAGGGACGGCA
Lagopus muta (rock ptarmigan) is the source of this 936-nucleotide messenger RNA. RefSeq names its product olfactory receptor 14C36-like. Lineage: Eukaryota; Metazoa; Chordata; Aves; Galliformes; Phasianidae. Gene Ontology annotation, biological process: G protein-coupled receptor signaling pathway. The record is from RefSeq and is a predicted model, not a curated record. The coding region runs from base 258 to 911 and encodes 217 amino acids. The transcript has a single exon. Gene Ontology annotation, cellular component: membrane. Gene Ontology annotation, molecular function: olfactory receptor activity; G protein-coupled receptor activity.